Ostertagia ostertagi is the source of this 495-nucleotide messenger RNA. The record is from the annotation of a GenBank genome assembly. Lineage: Eukaryota; Metazoa; Nematoda; Chromadorea; Rhabditida; Trichostrongylidae.
CAGUCUGAAACGUCCAGUCCUUGGCUUGCUGCGUACUUCCGUGAAUUCCGAACAAGGCUGCUUUCCUUGCUGUCUUUCGAGUUUAGGAAACUGCCGAUAAACCUCGGCUUGUCUCUGCUGCAAGUGAGGAACAAGGAAGUGUCGACGGCUUUGCACUGUGAUAGGAAAACCAUCACUCGUGAACAGUUGGCAAUGUUCUUGUCGAAUGUGGAUCUCAAACGGCUGUCGGAAUAUGCACGCAAUUUGGUUGAUCAUCAAAUGAUCACGGAUUUGCUGCCAACUGUGUCUCGGUUGUAUUUUGGAGAUCAGUUGAGGGAAAAUGUCAAACUCUCAACGGUACAAGCUGCGGUAUUGCUUGGACUUGGUUUGCAGCACAAGAGCGCUGAGAAUGUUUUCGCCCUACAGUCGAAGACAAUCAGGAAGUUAUCGGAUGAGUUUGAUACCAUGUGUAUGGAUUCUAUUCGUGAACUCAUUCCUGAUAAAACUCAGAAGAUG